UCUCUCUCCACACACACUCAGACGCACACAAACAGAAACGAGGAGAGAGCCAGAGAGCAGAACUGCGGCGGCACGAUGGGGAUAUUCUGCCUGCGUGGGCUCCGUCGCUGAGGCGUCCGGAGUUCAGCCACAGAGUGUGUGUGUGUGGUGUGUCUGCUCAUGUGUGUGUGUGUGCGUGCAUGUGUGAGUGCGUGAAAGCCCCUGCCGACGCCGUGCGGAGAAAAGAGAAGAAGGGGAACCAGAGGAGAGCGGGUGGAGAAGAGCAGGAAAAAGAGAGGGGGAGUGUUGACUGUCUGGGGCUUGGAGGAACCUCACGCCACUGGAUCAGAGGACGCAGAUGUGCAACAACUACUCCAACUACUGCCGCUUGUGUUCGACUGCGUGCCACUGCCUGCCCGUCCUGUUAACUUCUGCCAUGGCAUUGCCUCCUCUUCCAGCUCGCUUCUAACCCACUAAGGAAACGGGCAUGCAUGGGCACAACUGGGGAUCUAGGCUAUCACAUCCUUAACAUCAGUAAUUCACAGUCUGAGGAAACAUGGUGAGCAAGGAGGGUGGCAAAUGCAUGCUCACCAACUCAGAGUCUGACUCGGAGGCAGCGCCCUUGCCCUCCACCUCGCUGGCGCUGGAGGUGAAGUAUUCCCUGGAAGCCAGUCGCCAGGUGAGGAAGCGAAACAAGGCCUUGCAAGUGCGUUUCAAGGACAUCUGCGAGGCACAGAACGAGCAAAGGGAGGCGGAGUUGCAGGCAGCCGGGAAAGGUGGCAAGCCAAUGUCAUACAAAGUGGCAUACCGCAAGUACAUGACCGUCCCCGCCCGCAGAUCCAUACCAAACGUCACAAGGAGCACAGGCGUCCAGACCUCCCCCGACCUGAAGAAACGCUAUCAGACCUUUCCCUUUGAGCGCAAAAAAGGCCACACCUUUAAACACAUGGCGGCUGUGGAAACUUAUAAAGGUCAGAAUAAUGGUUUUGUCAUGGAGGUGAAGCAGUCCAAGGCAGCUGAGCGGGGUUUAGACGAGGAGGAGGAGGGAGCCUGUGGGGGAAGCGGAGUCCUGAGGACCAGGGCUCUGCUCCAUACUAAUGAGUGCAUUGCCACAGUGGAGCAGCACACUGCACCUGAUGGCCUGUGCUCUGACGCUCUGCUGCUCAGUUGCACUGCAGACACAGACUGCCUUGCAGACACACCGAGAGGAAGCGGAGCCGGAGCACAGGCAGAGUACCAGCUCUGCAGUAUCCCAUCCAAAGCCAGAACAGGAUUACAACACAGGGAGGCCGACGCGGACCGCUCGGCCAAGAGGCAGCUUCUCAAUCUGGAGGAGGGCUCGUCCCAAACCCUGCCGGACAGGGCCUCCAAGGUUACGGGCCCCAUCGCCUGGAACUCCCUCACACAGGUGGAGUGCCUGGAUAGUCCAUCUGUGCGGAACAAGUGGAAGAAAGGCCUGCAGCUCAACGGGCUGUCAAGCGAAACGCUACCAAGAUCCAGCGGAGGCUGUACAACACAGGCACAGUGCCACACAGGACAGCUUUCUGCCCGGCCUAUACGGGGCAUGGAGGAGCCUCUGUCACCCUGCAUAGGUAGUGAGACAGAUAGGGCACCAUCUGACCAAACGCAGGAAGCCUGUAAGCAAAUAGUGCCUAUGAAUCAGGACGGGGAUGUUAAAGCACAGCUCCAGGCCAUGGAAAAUCUCAUCAGCUCCAGCCAAGAAACCAUCAAGGUGCUGCUGGGGGUUAUCCAGGAACUGGAGAAGGGAGAGGCCCACAGAGAAGGACUCUCCUAUCGAACCGGACAGGACACGGCCAACUGUGACACAUGCCGGAACAGCGCAUGCAUUAUUUACAGUGUGGAACUGGACUUCAAACUGCAGGAGGACAAGCUACAGCCACUGAUGAAGAGGCUUUGUCCUACGGAGGACUCCCACUUUCCCCCCCUGCCUUACCCCCAGGAGGCCUUUACCUCCACCCCAAAACGCAAGUCCAAAGCUGACUCCAAGAAGCACGCUCGCUGGAAACUUUGGUUCCUGUGAAAACACAGAACCAUCUCCUCCCCUGCUACCGAUGCACAGGAUUUAACAGUCCGUCUGGUCAUCCGUAUUUGUUUGGUUUAUCCACCGUCUAAUGUUUUAUCACAUCUCCUUGGAUUUUGUAGACCUGGCAACCAGUAUUAAUGGAGAGCUCAACAACUGGAUACUGAACCUUUUUCACGAGAUGACAGGAUGUGUAACGGGACACAAGUGUGGAUUCAGAGUUAUUUUGAGCUAAUUUCUUCAAACAGGGUGUGAAAUUACACCAGGGAAACAUAUUUGGAGAUCAGCAAGGUGAGAAGACGAAUUUGAUUUCCCGCUGUCUAUUUGCAUAUAUUUUUCUAGCUGACGUCUGCGGGGUCCUGUUCUGUGAUAACAGUUCAGAGUCCGUCACAUUUCUAUUCACCUGUUGGGACUCUGUCUUUCUUCCCAGCCUCCCGGAGAGGUUGGAAUUUCAACCAUACUGCUCUCCAUAAACAGCAUAUCACUGUACUGCAAAGCACAAUUAACACUGUUCAGGAUACAUUUUCCUCCAGAAUAAUUAAAAAGAACUAUUUUGAGUAUUAACUCACAGAUGUAGAUUACCUACUAACCAUGACAGAUCGAAGACUUUCAUAUCUAUCUAAAGAAGAGACCUAAAGGACAAAAUGUCAGAGAUGUUUAUUGGAGUUCUAUGAUCAACUUUCUAUUCAUCGCUAAAAUGUCUCCAUGAAUCGACUGACUUUGAAGUAAAGAAUGAAUAAAUAACACUUAUUUUCUUAAUAACAUUUGCAAAGUUAGACGUCAAUGUACUUUUUUCUAUAUAAACAUAUAUCUAUAUACAUUCACUUUAAGGUUUAGUGGAAUAUAUUGAUUUGAGCUGUAGUGAAAGGGCAGUUCAAGAGCUGCAAUGCAAAGGACGUUAAUCAUUUCAAAUUCGUUUUCAUACAUCAAAUAGAGUUCUUACUAACCUCACAGUGCAUAUGGUCAUUGAAACACAAUAUAAAGAAAAGAAGGAAUCCAUGCAGGCCAUCAGUAUGAAAGUAUAGACACACACAGAAGCAAACCAAGCAUAACAAAUAGUGUUGGUUUUUAGCACAUGUGAGGGGUAAUAGAAGAUAUCUGUGAUUGUAUUGCUGCAGUAUCCUGCAUCAGCUACUACAAUAGCUACUGAAACCAAGCCAGAAAGACUGAAUGUGCCACUUCAGAUCACAACCAGGGCUUCUAUAAUGCAGGGUGGCAGGCGUGUAGCCUUGCAUGCUUUUUACAACCCUUGGAUUUUGCAGGAUAUUUUGUAGCUUUUCAAGAAACAUUUUUUAAACAAAACAACAAAUGUCCUUUUAUUUCUUUUUCCCGUUAAAGAAAACAUUACUAGCUCCUGCUCAUUGCUUUGCAUUUAUUUGACUAUAAAGUAAAAACUCAUGUAGUAACUUCGCACAGGGUUUAAAGACUAUGUAUAGCCAAAAAAAUCCAUGAAUUUACUGUAUCUAAGUAUCUGUUGUGUAUCAUCAAACAGGGCUAAUACUAUUUUAUGAGUGGGAAAGCAGCCAAUAUCUCUCAAAGAAAACAAGAUUAAGUUAACAACUCCUGCAGGAGCAUAAAACCGAAGUCACUCUAAAAGCCAAAAACACUGCCCCAAAAGACAACAAAUGUGCCAAAGUGGUUUCAAGGGCAAAGAUGAAACAACACAACAAGAAUACCUAGCCAACUAGAUAUCACUGGUUUGAAUUUUACAAGCUCCAAGCAUGCUGCAUUCUGUUGGUAACAUGUCAUUCACGCCAUCAUUCUUGUACAUGCCGGGUUGGUUUCUCUCAUUAGUUAUAUUGUAGCAUCAAGAGAGAACUAGACAUUUAUCUGUACCUUAAAGAAGUGCAAUUGAUUUAUUAUGUGCAAUACUGUGUCUUUUAUACAGUUUUUUAAAAAAGAAAAAAUAAAGAUAUUUAUUAUGUAAAAUAUGAAAAUAAAAACAGACAUCUACAGAGCUCUCAAAAUUUGAAGCAGACUGACUUUCAUUUGCAGAGCCCCAAGCAGCCGAGCAGAUUUUUAAUUUAUCUUUUUUUUUUUUUUUUUUUUUAAAGCAGACAAACACCGGAUAAAGGAUUGGUUCCUGCAAAUCACAAAAUAUGUUUCCUCACUUACUUCUAAUGGCAUCUAGCCCAUGUCAGAUGGUUCAGAUUUUAUUUGCCCCGACUUCUGCGCUCUGAAUUACCCUCACAGUAUCACUGUAUCUGCAAAGACUCAGUGCCUUUGAAUGUUUUAAAUAGUUCUGUUUAAUUGCUAUGAAAACUGUGAAGGAAACUUCAUUUACCUCCACUGUUCUGCUCUUCCAUUCUCAGAGACAGAGCACAAACCUUGGGCAAACUAUCUGCAUGGCUAUGUGGUACUAGGAAUAAAUGAGAAAAUACUGUAUCUAUUGUAAUUUGGAUGAACUAACCUACUGAGAACUAAUUUUACUCACAUCAUUUGAAAAUUCUGUAUGCAAAAAAAACUCUUAUGUGAUGAAAAGCGGAGGUAAGGUGGAAAAUAAAAUCAGCCUUGCAUCUCUUUGAUGUCGUGGGGAUGCACAACACAAGAGCAGAAUACAGCAGAGAGAUAAGCAGCGUAGAGCGUCUGGUGCACAAAGUCAACCUGCCUGGGAAACGGCUUCUAAUCCAAAGCUUACACUCACUGCACGAUCCAUUCCUCACUGUAAUACAGUUUGUGACUUUCAGGCGAGUCCAUGCGUCCACCGUGUGCACACAUGCACCUGCUGAUGUUAAUGCAGAGCAGUCAUGAAGUGGGCCCAGGAGGUAAACUAGUCACAAAGCGCUGAGUAAAUGCCCCAGAGAUGCAGAGUGACCCUCACGUAGAUGCAUGAAGCACUGUGGCAGGCAGACAGCACUAUUCCUCCUCUUCUUACCCAAUGCACGAUAAUCUCCACAGGGCUUCCCUUGAGUGGAUGUUUACACCACAGUACUGAAGGUACAAACAAGACACCCAGUGCAGCUUAACAUCUUGCACUCUUACAUCCUUUAAACACGGUCCUCUGUGGUUCGAAGGUGGCAUCAGCAUGCAAGUCACAGCGCUUUUCACACAGUGUUGACAGUGGCCACUCAUCUGACAUGAUUUGCUACAGGGUCAAGAAACCCGAAGGGAUCCUCAGUCAAAGUUUCAGCACAGGUGAGGGGAGAAGAGGUGCAGCGAGUGAUAAGUGCAUGUUUGAGGCAUUAUGAUGCAGUGCCAUAUCUCACUAUGCUUCUUUUCUGUAAGAGCUCUGCAGCAGUCUGGCCAGCAGGAGAGGGAGAAAGAGAGCGAGGGAGAGAAGACAGAAAGAUGCAAGGAGAUGCUAAGAGAAAUAUUUGGACAGAAACAGAUAUAGAGACAUAAGGAUGAAGAGAGUGAGAGAUACAGAGACCCAAACACGCAAGAGAGGAACGAAACAGAUCUGAAUAGGUGCACUGUUGCACUGUACAGUAUUCGCUCAGUGAGUGCAUGCAGCAAAGGAAAAGCUCUAGCCCCAAUAGCCGGUCAGCCCCAUACUGUCAAUCAAUAACGCAGAGUCCUUCCCCUGCAGCUUUCCACUCCAUUCCCUCUGCACACUGCAGGAAAAUCAUCAGGAUAGCUGUGGAGCACUGCAGCCAACUAUCACCACGAGCCCUCUUCAAAGCCACAGUUCAAAAAAAGUUCAAUGGGUUAUUAGAUAACCGUCUAGCAUUGUUUCAAACCUCUGCACUGGCUAUUUAAGUAUACUACAAUAUCGGUUUUGACAUUCAGGUGUUUGCUGACAAUGCAUAACAAAUUAUGCAACCUUGGAAGCAGAGCACUAGCACGUAAUACACAGAUUUUUCCAUUUGCAGCUUCCUAUUCAUGUGUAUCUGCAAGGCUCAUCCAGAAGCUUAAAUUAGACCAAAUGUAAUUCAAGGGCAUAAAGGCAGAACUUGGUAAUUUCAGUAGGAACAGCCAAAAUGCUUCUGCUACUAUCCUAAUGUAAAUGAAUUCACAAGGACCCGUUUCAACCUGUGUGAGGGUGGACAUGAAUAUAAAGACACAGCCUGCAAGGAUGUCCAAUGAUGCAAAUGUGUGAUGAUGCUGUGGUAUAAGUCGCUAACAGGCAUAGCACUGCAGUGACAACACGCAACAAAACCACCGCCCCCAAAGUCGUCACUGUGAUCAUUCUCAUCAACAUUCUGUGUCCACCGCCGCCGCCAGGAGAGAGGAGAGGGGAGAAAGAAAAGAGAGAGAGAGAGACAGAGUACAACGUUAAUGCAUAAAUCUAAAUGUAAGAGGCUGCCACUCAGAAGAACAAGGUCGGUGGUUGGAUGCGGUGUUGUGUGAGCAGCAGCGCGCAAUGUGCCUGCAGAGUAGGCAGCAGUACCCAGAGGCGGCAACAACAGCCCUCUGAUUAGAAAGCUACAACGCUUCUAGCGGCGCUAACUGGGGCUCAUAGUUGUUAAAAAUUUACAGCAACCUUAUUGAUCAUGAAAUAAUGAUUUAAGGCUCUAAUUCAGAUGCAGCUCCUGUUCCAAGUACUAUAUAAUGCAUAGCGUUUGACAGAAAGAGCCAUUGGCUUUCAUAUGACCUCUAAUUUCCAUUGCAUGAAAGGACACUGCACAUUGAUGCAAAAUAUUAUUCAGGUAAUUAGAAAUGUCAAGGCAGUCAAGUGCAGUGGCUAGCUAGCUACAGAGCCAAUAGCUGACAAGAUAGGGGUCAGUGGGGACAGUAACAGCAAGCUGUGUAUAGGACAGCUGCAGCACAUGUAUACAAAGCAGAUAGUUUCAACAAGGGCCGCAGGAGGUCAGUGGUUUCAUUAACUAGAAAGGAGGCUGGUCUUCCUCGGCACCAUUCAGCGGACACAGCUGGAAGCAAGGAACACCAUUUCACCUACACUACAGGGGGAAGCUGAAAUAGAUGCACUUAGUAUAAUACAGCAGAGAGGAGACCUGCAUGUGCUAUCUUCAGCUUGACAGCCUUUUAGACAAAGUGGUACGCAAGUUCCAUGUCUGAAGAACAUGAUCAAAAGAACCCCACUGCAGUGAAAAAUAGAGGGAACAUGGCAUUAGCAGAGGACGAGCUAUAAUGGGAGCUGAGCCAAGUUCUAACAACAUAUCCAGUGAAGUACAAUCUCUUUUCCAAAUCCACUUUCCAAACUUUUUGACCAGGAGCCAGGCAGGACAAUGGAGAGUCUCAAUCUCUGGCAUAACAAUGAAUAGACUGGAGAGCCACAGGGGGAGAAUAAGUGGGAGUCCUAGACCUCCUUUGGGCAGCUGGCUGGGAGAAAACAGCCAGCAGGGCAGCCUCCGCUCAACUCACAGCUUCAUUAGCUUUACAUUAUUCAGUAUGAUGCACGCUAGUGAUCUGUUACACAACAGAGUGCUUCCCGUCUACUAGACUUGCUCGGUGCGUUGCCGGAACACCUUCAGAUAGAGUGAGACACAGAAAGAACAGCUACAAAAUCUCUGCAAUCUGCAAGCAUCACUUUCCUGAAACCCAAAAAGAAAACAAGCAUGUGAUAGAGGGGAGAGAAAAAGAGGACACAGGGGACAAAGGAUGAGUGCUGUGGACGUAUUAUAUCACUAUGACAUAACGUGCACACAAACACAGAGGGUGAUCACAGUGUGAUAACUGUGGGCCUUAUUAAAUCAUUCUCUGCUGGUGUGGCUCAGUUACUGGUAAUAAAAGCUUUAAUUUAACCAGGUGACGCUGUCGUCUGUUGCUCCCCAGAUGGAGAGGUUGCCAUGCUUGCACACAGACACACAAAACAAACAACUCAGAUGUGAGGAGAAACAAUGAUACACCGACCAGCAACAGUAUCAAUGUAAGUCAGUACCAUCUGACUCUCUAUUUUUGUACACAUUCAUCAAAUCCAGAGAAAAUGCCUCAACACUUAGCUACAUUUAAAUGAGCCGUUAAAGUACCUUUAAGUGCUCUCUGAGGAUCCCCUUCAUUACAAAACCUUCCAUAAAAAUUACAUAUUUACUACUGAAGACUCCCUUUCAAAGUCAACACAUCACACGUUACAUGCAGCUCUAAUGAAGACAAGCAUCAACAGGACGCAACAGAAUGAUUCAAAGAACAGAAAAGUAGAAAUUCAUUACUCAAAUUCUACAGGUGACCUUAACUGGACUUUUCAGACUCAUGAAAAUGGAUGAAGGAUUUGUAGGCAUAUUUUGCACAAUGACUGAUAAGUGCUUUAAUUGCUACCAAGCUCUUGCUGAGAGAGUGAUUUGAAGAAGGAUGCUAACGGCAAUAGCAGAGGGGUACAGUGAUUAGAUUACAGCACAGAGCAUCACAAAUGUAUUAAUAAGUGAGAAUCAGGCACACAAACAGGUAAACCACAGAUAAAAACAACCCUCACACACACCCCAGCAAACAAACAACUGGCUGGAGAAAGAUAUGAGCAGAUCAAAGCUGCUCUUAGAUUGGGGUUGUGUGAAAGCAUUCCUGCCAAGAUAGAAUUUACCUUUAAUGAUAGUUUUGGGUUGGAACUGGAGUUGCUGUGGGCCUGUGGGAGCAAAUCUGGUUGUGGUGCAUAGGCUUGUGUGUGUGCGUAAGUAUGCAUGUGUGUUUAAAAAAAAAAAAAAAUAGUAAAAAACAGAUAAAGAGCUGUGGUUUACCAUGGUAUACUGCUAAAACCUACAGAGAAUUGAACAAACUUACGAUGUGAGGGGAAUCCCGGCCCAUGGAAAUGACUGUUCUGUUGACUGUCCUCAGCAGCUUCUCCAUGAUGAUCUGCACAUGCCACUGGGUGGGACCCUGCAAAAAAUACAAAUAAAAAUACAGACGAACAUGCACUUAUCAGCACACAGUCAUGGGAAGGAGAGCGCAUAAUAAACAUUUCAAAAAAUAUAUACACAUGCUGUAAUCUGUCACAUCACUGCUAAGAACUGCUGAUUCACUGAGAGAGUUGAACAAGUUCAGAGGAAAUUUCUGCUUUACGUUCAUAAAACAUAAAUA
Molecule: messenger RNA, 8929 nt
Organism: Amphiprion ocellaris (clown anemonefish)
Lineage: Eukaryota; Metazoa; Chordata; Actinopteri; Pomacentridae
Gene: insyn2a
Product: inhibitory synaptic factor 2A
Exons: 4
Coding region: 536-2020 (494 amino acids)
Biological process (GO): inhibitory postsynaptic potential
Cellular component (GO): postsynaptic density
Source: RefSeq, a predicted model, not a curated record